This is a messenger RNA of Loa loa (African eye worm), 1045 nucleotides long. RefSeq lists its product as hypothetical. Bases 6 to 1040 code for a protein of 344 amino acids. The transcript has 9 exons. The record is from RefSeq and is a predicted model, not a curated record. NCBI's taxonomy places the organism in Eukaryota, Metazoa, Nematoda, Chromadorea, Rhabditida, Onchocercidae.
GAAGGAUGAUGAUGGAUGAUACAUUGUGCGCAAUUUGCAUGGAUAUUGAAAGACAAAAUGUCACAUCAGAGUUGAUGGAUUUCAAUGUUGAAUCGAAUUUAGAACCUGAGAUAUCGAUGGAUUGUGCUCUCUAUGAUUGUAUACCUCCAGAACUAGUGGUCAACAUCGAUAGUUAUUUAUCCUUUGAGGAUAGCCUCCAUUUUCAAGAAUGUUCGAACUAUAUCAAAUGCGCAUUGUGUUCCAACUGGUGUAAAUAUGACAAAAUCCAGAUAAGCGAUGACCCUCUCGAUUGUUAUAUCAUUAGUACUAAAGGUCGUGUACCUAAACGAAAUUUUUUGGAAACCAAUUUGAAUACAGUUUUCAUAACAUGUAAUAAGAUCGUGGAAGUGAUGAUGAUUAUGAAAGAUGUCGGAUCAUUACAAAGAUGCAAUGCUGAUGUGCCGCAGUCAUUGAAAGAUAUAUCACUGUAUCAAGCAAAUGGUUAUCUGGGAUAUCUAUUCUCGAAGACACCUCAACAAGUGGUAGCUCAGCUUAAGACUGUUUCAUUGCAUGUUGACAUCAUGCGUGAUAAUCUGAGACAGUUAUGCUUUCCGUGUCCAACUCAAGACCUUCUUUAUUCCAUUCAUCACCUGGCCGAUUCUCAUUUCGAAACUUUCACUCAGAUUUCAUUUUGUUCAGCAACAAUACAACCGGAGGACUGUCAUCUCAGAAAUAUGUUGCUGAAUAGCAUGGAAAUGACGCUGAAGAAUAUUGCCAAAUAUUGCGCAAAAACUGAUUUCACUGUUGAUGCAGCAGAAGGUUAUGCAGAUAUGACUGUGGAAAAGGGGAAAGUAGAAUAUUCAUUCGCAUUCUUUUAUUAUAAUCCUCAUAUUUGUGGGACGGAUCCACAAUCAACAAUGGAAGGAAUGGAUCAGAUUGAUGAACAGCUGAGAAAGAUAUCAAGUUCAUCUUACACGACUUCUCUUGGAGGUUGCUUUAAAAAGCGAAAAAGACCGGGCUUGCCACCUGAUUUGUCUGUAGCUAUUAUUUGCGGUGAAUAAAGAAG